Cajanus cajan (pigeon pea) is the source of this 1909-nucleotide messenger RNA. RefSeq lists its product as uncharacterized. Lineage: Eukaryota; Viridiplantae; Streptophyta; Magnoliopsida; Fabales; Fabaceae. The record is from RefSeq and is a predicted model, not a curated record.
UAACUUUUCAUUUUUUUUUCCUUAAAUAGCGGUUUGUGGAUUCUCUGAAUGAUUGAAUCUUUGUAAAAAAAUUCUUACUUUUUGUCGUUUCAGCCUUUGGGUUGCUUGUUUCUCACCUUGUUUUAUCUGAUUUUUGGAGUAAAAACAUGUUUUUUUUUGUGUAAAUGGGAAAAUUUCUUAAUGUGUAAUCUUUUUUUGUAAUUAAUUGAAACUUUCACCGGAAAAAUGAGUUAUGUUGUUAGCCUAGGACGGGAUUUGGUUGCUUUGAUGGUUUCACGUCGGGAAUUUGUUUGUGUUGGUUAUUUUAAGGUUUGCUAUUUAUGUUAUUGGUUUUAUUGGUUUUUCUGUUUUGAAUCUGUCAUUGUUUGGAUUAUGUGUCAAGAUGGGUUUAUUCGUCUUGAUUCUGGUUGUUAAGAAAAUGGGUGUCUAUGUUCAAUGUACUUUGGAGUACUAUUAUGUAUUGGUUCUGGUUUUUGUUGUAUAUACAGUGUAUUACACUUUGUUAUGAUUACUAACAAAUUAUUACCCAAAAUUUAGGACGCGUUUGUUAAUAAUUUGUCUUGCCCUUUGUUAUGACUAAUAAAUAGUUGUUACAGAGGUGGAAAAGUAAAACACGUGAAUAACGCAGCCAGAAAAUUCAGCUCUUCUAGCCUUUAGUGCUAGAAGUUCAAGUAUCACCAAACAUUUUCUGAUUUUGAUUGCUUAAACAGCUCGUGUUUUGUGUGCUUUUCUACAAGCUUUGGUUUUGUUGAGGCAUCCCUAACCAGAGGCUGCUACUUGUUCGAAGAGGCUUCAGAGAGAGUUUUGUUGCAAGCACUCAACACAUUUGUGUAAAUGUCUGUGGCUUUUACCAACCUCUCUUGGUGGUUGUGGAGUGGAAAGCAUCAAGAGCCAAGGAUCCCAAAUGGGUCUUCUAUAAAUUCUUCUGCCGAUUCGAAUUUGUGGGAAUCGGAUGUUUUGAGGUUUCCUUUGGUUCAGGCAAAUGUAGGGUCCUCAUCAAGAAAGGUGAAGCGCAAAUGGCAUAGUAGGGAAGAGAGGAAGGUGGAUAGGGAAUAUGAUGUUGUUCUGGUUCCAUCUGAUGGUGGAUGUGUUUCUGGUUCUGAGUCUGAUGAUUCUGACUGGUCAAUUGGCUGGUUGGAGCCUCAUGGACCAGGAUUCCCAAGUGAUGAUGAAACAGAUAACAGUUUUGCUGUGCUGGUUCCCUGUUAUGGACAAGACUAUGGAAGAAUAGUGGAGGAUCCAAAAAGCAAUUUGCUGAGGGGUGUUGGCAACUUUCCAGAUAGUUAUUCAGAUGAGAGCAAAAAAUAUGUGGAAGACUGGCUCUCUUCUCUUAGAAAUACCUGAUGCACAAACAUCCAUCAUUGUGAUCCUUCAUCUUCCUGAGAAAUAUCCUCUAUUGUGGUCCUUAGCCAAUAAACAAUUGUAUAAUGUAAAUAUUGUAUAAAACAAGGCACUGAUGUGAAGUCAGAAUUUGAUUGGUUAACGUUGUUGAGUUUGGUUAUGAGGAGCAGAUAUGGUCAAGAGUGAAGCAGUUGUGAUGCUUUGGCACUGAGAAUAAUGUGCACCUGCUGAUCUGCUCUCUUCUUGCUUCGAGAGUCCAAACAUUGUGACUGAAUUGAGAACUGGGGAAAGAUUCAUAUCAUAUGGGUGAAUGCAUAUUCAAGUGUGACUUUGGAACUUGCAAUUCGUUGAUGUAAAUAUGGUAAUUGUUUUAAUGCUUGAUCAUGUACUCAAGUUUGUACAUAACUGUAUAUAAAUUUUGUACCACAUUGAUGUAAUAUAUACGUGUGUGUUUUGGAGUUUGCAUGGAUGUAUAGUUAAAUUAGCAGAGUUGUGUAGAUCCAUUAAUAAUGAAAAGGCUCUAGGGACCUGGCUACUCUAUAAGAUAAAAGCAUUUCCCUUGGGAUUA